Molecule: messenger RNA, 1302 nt
Organism: Orbilia oligospora ATCC 24927
Lineage: Eukaryota; Fungi; Ascomycota; Orbiliomycetes; Orbiliales; Orbiliaceae
Exons: 1
Coding region: 1-1302 (433 amino acids)
Source: RefSeq, a predicted model, not a curated record
AUGGCAUCCCUAGCUUCUUUUCCACAAGAACUUGUGGAUAUGAUCUUUUCUGACCUCGGACCAACCCACCUUGGAAAAGUUAGGUUGCUGUCUAGAUUCCACAACGCCAGGUUCAAGAACCUCUUCUGGUACCUUGUUUUCCAAACCCUUCAAAUCGACCUACGACCAUCAUGCGUCGAACGACUUAUCCUCCUUGGAAAAGGACCUGAAGUCGCAUCUAUGAUCCAAAACAUCAUUGUCCGGCCGCAACAAGGCCAGGAUCUCAAAGUCUCACAGAUCACGCCCCUGCUUACGAAGGCGUUCGCUGGGCUACCUGAUAUCAAGAGUAUUGAUAUUCAGGUUCCGCGCGGAACCAAUGGAUUUGAUUAUUGGAAACCGAUUAUGGAUGCUGCCAUUAAGAGUAAAAGGGGGACAGUGGAGUCCAUUACCGGACCGAAAUGCGGGAUGCAAAUGUCGAAAUUAAAGUUUUCGACAGCACAGACGAUAGCUUAUCAGAAUGCAUUUAUCAAUCUGAAGAAUUUGGAUAUUACGGUAUCGGUGCAAUAUGAACGGCCUGAGCUGGCGGAAAAAUUUUGGGCUUGGAUUGAAAGGAUCGGAAGUCAGAUGGAACGACUUACUAUCAAGACCACCCGAACGUCUCAUAAUAUGCCCUCGCCGAAUGACCAUGGAGGGUUUUUACCCAGGAAUUUCAGUUUACCGAAAUUGAAGGCACUCAAGUUGAUUGAUGCUGCUGUUACGCCGAAUGAUUUCAAGAAGUUUUUUGGGAAUGUUGAUAUGGAGGUUGUCGAUAUCUCGCAGUGCCGAAUGAAGAACCCGAAGGUUGAUUGGUUCAAGAUAUUAAAACACCUCAGAAACGGCAAUCUCAACAAAAUCAGGGAACUUCGGUUUUCGAUUAGCUCGCGCCACGGAAGCGGGUUAUACGACCUACCGAAUCUACUGAUCGAUGUUAAUAGUGAUUGGACAAGUGAAGGAAAUAGUUGUAAAGUCAAGUUACACUCCGGACUAUCGGGGUUUUAUAAUACUCAGAAGAACCUUUGGGACGAACUGGGAGCAACUGAUGAUCAAGAUGACUUCUGGGGUUCUUUGACGAAUUCGAAAUGGACGUUACCUAGAACUACGAGGUGGAAAAGACUUCAGAUCGCAACUGAGGAAUAUAGAUUUGCGGUAUCUAAGCUCGUAUCUGUGUUCUCUUCGGAACACGAACCGCAAGAAGCAUUCGAGGUACAACAGGAGUACGAUACGAAGGUCGCUCGUCUCCAGGAAGAAGAAGAAUUGGAUAUCGGAGUGGGGGAGGAUCAGUGA